Messenger RNA from Lolium rigidum, 1566 nucleotides. Its product is annotated as probable GABA transporter 2. The transcript has 4 exons. The record is from RefSeq and is a predicted model, not a curated record. Gene Ontology annotation, cellular component: plasma membrane. NCBI's taxonomy places the organism in Eukaryota, Viridiplantae, Streptophyta, Magnoliopsida, Poales, Poaceae. The coding region runs from base 1 to 1464 and encodes 487 amino acids.
AUGGCCGACAACAGCGGAGGCAACCCGUUCCUUGUCUCGCCGUCGACGGGCCACCGCGCCUCCUUCUCCCUUUCGUCCAUGGCCUCCGGCGCCGUCGCCGAUGAAGCCGCGACACGCCGCCGCGCGCCCGGCGCCGUCGACGGCAAGCCGGAGGCGGACGCAGGGUCAGCGUUCGUGCUGGAGUCGAAGGGGACGUGGUGGCACGCGGGCUUCCACCUCACGACGGCCAUGGUGGGGCCGGCGGUGCUGUCGCUGCCGUACGCGUUCCGGGGCAUCGGCUGGGGGCUGGGGCUCGGGGUGCUCACCGCCCUUGGAGCCAUCUCCUUCUAUACCUACUACAUCAUGUCCAGGGUGCUAGACCACUGCGAGGCCGCCGGCCGUCGCCACAUCCGAUUCCGAGACCUCGCCGCCGACAUCUUUGGAUCUGGAUGGGCGUUCUACCUGGUGGUGGCCGUGCAGACUGCAAUCAACACCGGAACAACCAUUGGCAGCAUCUUGCUCGCCGCCAACUGUGUCGAGAUUCUGUAUUCGAGCUUGAGAACUGAUGGCCCUUUGAAACUGUACCAUUUCAUCCUUCUUAUCGCCGUCGUGUUGGCUUUACUAUCCCAAAUGCCGUCAUUUCACUCUCUCCGCUACAUCAACCUCGGCUCGCUGCUCCUUAGCUUGGGCUACACCAUCCUCCUUUCCGCCGCCUGCAUUCGGGCAGGUCUCUCGAGCAAUGCUCCGACGAAGGAUUACUCGCUGAGCACUUCCAAGUCGGAGAAAACAUUUGACGCCUUCCUCUCCGUCGCCAUCCUAGCUGCCGCGUAUGGCAACGGCAUCCUGCCGGAGAUCCAAGCCACGCUAGCGCCACCGGCCGCCGGGAAGAUGGCGAAGGCGCUUGUGAUCUGCUACUCGGUAGCGUCCUUCACCUUCUACCUACCGGCCAUCACCGGCUACUGGGCCUUUGGCAAGACGGUGCGGUCCAACGCCAUGCAGAGCUUGAUGCUCGAGACGGGGCCCUCGCUAGCACCGACAUGGCUUCUCGGCCUUGCCGUUGUGCUCGUCCUCCUCCAGCUCCUCGCCAUCGCGUUGUUGUACGCGCAAGUGGCGUAUGAGGUGAUGGAGAAGAUGCUGGCAGACCCGACGCAAGGGAGGUUCUCACAGCGGAACCUCAUGCCAAGGUUGGCACUGAGGACCAUCUAUGUGGCGUUCUGCGCGUUUGUGGCGGCGGCGCUGCCGUUCUUCGGUGCCAUUGUGGGCGUGAUUGGGUCUGUGGGGUUCAUCCCGCUCGACUUCGUGAUUCCCGUCGUCAUGUACAACAUGGCCGUGUCUCCACCUAGGAGGUCGCUGGUGUACAUAACCAAUUUUGUGAUCAUGGUUGUGUUCACCGGCGUCGGGGUCAUUGGCGCCAUCGCCUCCGUUCGGAAACUUGUGCUCAACGCCGGGCGGUUCAAGCUCUUCAGCGACCAUGCCUUCAACUGAAUCCAUUUCUUGCUUCUACCACACCGGCCCAUAUAUUACAUUUUUUUUUGUUAGAAAUAUUCAUCCAAUAUUUCUUCUAGUAGUCAGCUCCAAGUUAUGCAA